AUGGCUUCAGCAGCAUCGGUGACAUUUCGCCUGAAUCAGCCCUCCCAAUCCCAUUCUCUCAAAUCAAAACCUCAUUUCACCUUCCCUUUCAAGCCCCUCUUCACCUUUUCCCCCUUACACAAACAUCCAAAGCUCCAAAUCGCCGCAAAAUCUACUGAUGUCUCCAAAGAAGACAUACCACCGGCAUCAGAACCCGUAGCUGAAACCGACGACUUCGAUAAACGCAGGUUAGAUGAGAAAUUCGCAGACCUAAACACCGGAAUUUACGAGUGUCGGUCGUGCGGGUACUUGUACAACGAGGCCGCCGGCUACCCAUCGUACCCGAUAGCUCCAGGGCUGUCGUUCGACAUAGUGCCGGACGAUUGGAGAUCUAUCUAUCAAUGUUUGAGGAAAUUAUGGAUGAAUUCAGUUACAAAAUUAAGAGAUGAAUUCUAUUUGCUACAAUGA
Molecule: messenger RNA, 447 nt
Organism: Helianthus annuus (common sunflower)
Lineage: Eukaryota; Viridiplantae; Streptophyta; Magnoliopsida; Asterales; Asteraceae
Exons: 1
Coding region: 1-447 (148 amino acids)
Biological process (GO): alkane catabolic process
Cellular component (GO): chloroplast
Molecular function (GO): electron transfer activity; iron ion binding
Source: RefSeq, a predicted model, not a curated record